CAAAACUCAGAUUUCGCUUACAUUAGUCAUUGUUUGCUCUUCGCGAAACCCCUGAGAGAAGAAUGGAUGCCAUCUGGGCUAAACAUUUCCGUGAUCUUGGCGGCGAGUUUGACCGGGAAUUUAUUUGUCCGGCGGCUCUUUUGAACCAAUUGAAACCAAAUCAGCUCCUCAUGUAUGCCGUUGGUGAUACCGAAAUCUUUGAACUUUGCAAAACUCAUGACGACCUGAGACGUAAGUGCAUCACUGCUGCUCUCAAAAAGUACAACCUCGAGAAGUACUUCGAUGAUGAGGUUUCCAACAGAACUGCAGAUUUUAUGRUUGUGUUGGAUACUUUCACUCACAUCCAAAUGAUGGAUGAAGCUAAUAGAAGAGAAAGAGACCAAUGCAAAUUUCCCCCUUGUGUCUACUACCAACCGAGGAACAUCGAAGAAGGUGCCAAAAACAAUGGGGUGGAAGAAUGAAUUUUUAUGUCAAAAUAUAUUCGUAGUUGGUACUUCAAUAUGUUGUAGAAWUUUUGUA
This is a messenger RNA of Tribolium madens (black flour beetle), 519 nucleotides long. RefSeq lists its product as uncharacterized. The coding region runs from base 63 to 461 and encodes 132 amino acids. The transcript has 3 exons. The record is from RefSeq and is a predicted model, not a curated record. Lineage: Eukaryota; Metazoa; Arthropoda; Insecta; Coleoptera; Tenebrionidae.